This is a messenger RNA of Cladophialophora carrionii CBS 160.54, 1947 nucleotides long. RefSeq lists its product as uncharacterized. The transcript has 5 exons. Lineage: Eukaryota; Fungi; Ascomycota; Eurotiomycetes; Chaetothyriales; Herpotrichiellaceae. The record is from RefSeq and is a predicted model, not a curated record. Gene Ontology annotation, biological process: xenobiotic detoxification by transmembrane export across the plasma membrane. Gene Ontology annotation, molecular function: fluconazole transmembrane transporter activity. The coding region runs from base 1 to 1947 and encodes 648 amino acids.
AUGCUCGAUAUCGUCCGAGACGCGCCGGUGGGCCAGUUUCUCCGCUGGGUCACGAAGAAUAGGAUACUUCUGUACCCGGAGGAGAAGGAGGGCUUUGUGCCACCGAGAUUGUUUCCGCAGGACUCUGGUGCACCACUCGAGAGGGCUGCUCCAGACCUCGAACAGUCCGGGUCCGAGUCAGAGGAGCCCGAGAAGCCCGUGCUUGAGCCUGAGAAAGACGAUGUUCAGAAAAUGGAGCCGGCUGAAGGCUCAUCGACGCCACCACUCAUGACGCGGGACGACGAAGAACCUUUGUCCCUAACAAUCUCGCGCCAACGCAGCCUCCCGUGGACUCAGAACCGUCUGUCGCUCGAUCAGCAGCUUGGACUGGAAAAGACAAAGAGUAAACCAAUCUCCCUCACCAAGUCUGCCGAUGGAUUUAUUCUCGUCGACUGGUAUACCACCGCCGACCCAGACAACCCGCAAAAUUGGUCCCAGGGAAAGAAGAUGUUUGUGCUGGUGCAGGUAUGCCUCUACGCCUUCGCCAUGUAUGGUGGUUCCAGUAUCUACGUCGUCAGCGAAGGAGGGGUGAUGGCGAGAUUCGGCGUCAGUCAAGCAGCAUCAGCACUGGGCCUGUCCAUGUAUGUCGUCGGAUAUGGGCUUGGACCGCUCCUCUUCGCACCACUCUGCGAGAUCCCGGCUAUCGGCAGGAGUGGCGUUUACACGCCUACUUUCACGCUUUUCGUCAUCUUGUGUGUGCCGACAGCGGUGGUCGACAACUUUGGUGGUUUGCUGGUGCUUCGGUUCUUGCAGGGAUUUCUGUGCAGUCCUUGCCUGGCGAACGGAGCUGCGUCCAUUGGGGAUAUGUUCCCCCUCCAACUGCUCGCUCUUUAUCUAUCUUGUUGGACAGCAGCCUGCUUCUGGGGCCCAGCCCUUGGUCCCGUUCUGGCUGCCUAUUCCGUCGCUGCCGAAGGAUGGCGAUGGUCAUUAUGGGAGCUCCUCUGGCUCUGCGCACCAAUUUUCGCCGUCUACCUGAUCGCCUUCCCAGAGACAUCUGCACCAAACAUCCUGCGUCGACGAGCCCAACGUCUUCGAAAGCUCACGGGCAGGACAGAUCUGCGCUCGCAGAGCGAGAUUGACCAAGAACACAUGAAGUACUCGGCGGUUUUCUGGGACGCCAUCAUCAAGCCCAUGGAGAUCAUGAUCAAAGAUCCCGCCGUGGCGUACACCAAUAUAUACAGCGCCCUCGUGUACGGCGUUUACUACUCAUUCUUCGAGGCAUUUCCCCUCGUCUAUGUCGCCAUAUAUGGCUUCAACCUCGGCGAGCUAGGCCUGACCUUCAUCUCGAUCGGCGUGGCCACGGUGCUCGGACUCGUCAUCUACGUCCUCUACCUGGCACUGUACCUGGGUCCGGACAUCGCCAAGCGGGGUCUGCGAGCGCCAGAGCACCGUCUGGUACCUGCUCUGUUCUCUGUUUGCUCUUUGCCUGGGGGCCUUUUCCUGUUCGGCUGGACGUCACGCCACGGCGUACACUGGAUUGUGUCCCUCAUUGGCGUCGUCAUCGUCGUCAUCUGCAACUUCAUCACCUUCCAAUGCAUCUUCGUCUACCUCCCAAUGUCGUACCCUCAAUACACGGCCUCGUUGAUGGCGUCCAACGCGCUCUUCCGCUCGCUCUUCGCCGCCGGCUGCGUCGAGUUCUCCAGGCCGAUGUUCAAAAACCUAGGCGUCGGACCUGGCAGCAGUCUCCUUGCCGGCCUGGGCAUUGUCGGCGUGGUGGGCAUGUUUGCGUUGUGGAUGUUCGGCGCCAAAUUACGAGCAAAGAGCAGGUUCGCCGUCGUGGGUGGAAUCUGGGCGGAGAAUUCGGCCCUGACCACGAGCCAAACCCCGGAACCGCAAUCGCAACCGCCAUCGCAACCGCAACCGGAAGGGCAGGGGUCGGUAGGUGACGAACAAGGAAGGCUGAGCUGA